AUGGUAGCUGAAAGGAAACAAAAGUCAUGUAUUUCUUGUAUAAGGGCGAAGCGGAAGUGUGACAAAGUCCGGCCGUUCUGUCGGCGCUGCGAGGACAAGGGUUUGGACUGCCGAUAUUCCCCCACAGUCCGACGCACCACUGCCAAACCAAGUCCAUCAGCAGAAUCAACUGAGAUUCCAGGUCAUGUCUUUCUCAUCAACACCCAUGUCUCAAGUCUAUCCGCCCCCGCCUCGUCAAAGCUAUGGUUUAUGGCCCCUGAGACGUGGAAUAUUGACAAGUCCAGCUCCAGAGCUCCCCCAAUCCCAAUACCCGUAUUCAGGACCUUCAUCCAUCAUAUACAGCACUGGCUCAUCCAAUGGAUCCGUGACGGCGGAUGCCCCUUUAUACACCGUCAACUCUACGCCGAUGGAUUCUUCCCGUCUUGUAUGCAAGACGCCUUCUCGGCCAUCAGCAUACAACAGUCUUGUAAUAGCCGCAAUCAAGACCUGACUGCUCGCAUCAUCCAGGACCGAGCAAACUUUCUCAUCAAGAGCGGUGGGAUCGAGGAAGACAACGGCAAUCUCAUGUCAAUGAAUGUCCCCGUGCUCAAUACAUCACAGCAUCUAGCACGCGUCCAGGCAUUACUCAUCUACCAAAUCCUCCGCCUCUUCGAAAAAGGCAUAUGGCAACAGACUCGUGCCGAAGAGGCUAUGCUAACACUGCUUUCAUGGUGCCAGCAGAUGUGGGAUUCAGCCACUCUGGAUUGCAUCACAACUUCUCAGCCUACAUCAAACUAUACCGUCAGUGAUGAUAGCCAACAGAACGACCCCAGCAAUGCUAAUUCCACGCCUCGACUCUGGAGACUAUGGAUUUUGUCCGAGAGCAUCCGGCGGACGUGGCUCGCCGUCAUGGCCACAAUCUCUGCCUACCGCACAAUGAAGGACGGGUGGUGUGAAUGCGCCGGAGGCAUCACGUUUACCGCGCGUCGAUCACUCUGGCGCGCGUCGACCUCGUCUCAAUGGGCAAUCAUCUGCCGGACUGAGGACCCCUUGUUUCUGCCGUGCUUGGGCGAUCGCGCGACACUGGAAUCGUGUAAUCCAAAUGACGUUGAUGAGUUUGCAUCCAGCUACUUUUCAUUGAUUUGGGGACCAGAGUGGGUGGAGGGCCAUGGAGCGAGGCCAUUGGCUGAC
Trichoderma virens Gv29-8 is the source of this 1170-nucleotide messenger RNA. RefSeq lists its product as uncharacterized. Gene Ontology annotation, molecular function: zinc ion binding; DNA-binding transcription factor activity, RNA polymerase II-specific. The record is from RefSeq and is a predicted model, not a curated record. Lineage: Eukaryota; Fungi; Ascomycota; Sordariomycetes; Hypocreales; Hypocreaceae. The annotation marks the transcript as partial. The transcript is spliced from 2 exons. Gene Ontology annotation, biological process: regulation of DNA-templated transcription.